Molecule: messenger RNA, 231 nt
Organism: Podospora bellae-mahoneyi
Lineage: Eukaryota; Fungi; Ascomycota; Sordariomycetes; Sordariales; Podosporaceae
Exons: 2
Coding region: 1-231 (76 amino acids)
Source: RefSeq, a predicted model, not a curated record
AUGACUGCUUCUCAAGCAAACUACCUACCUAUUGAUAUAAAAUACUCUGGAAAGGGGGAUAAUCACUGGACAAGGCCCCUGCCACCCACGUCAGGCCGAUCGACCCACGUCCCGCUGUCCUUUGCGCCGGGGCCCAAGAACCUCCAUCUCCCCGGUCUUUUCAUCCUAACGCAACCCUCCACUCUCAGCCAGCGACUAAAAUUACCUGGCGCGUUGGGAGUCAAUCCCUGA